Solanum pennellii is the source of this 1731-nucleotide messenger RNA. RefSeq names its product uridine kinase-like protein 3. Gene Ontology annotation, cellular component: cytoplasm. NCBI's taxonomy places the organism in Eukaryota, Viridiplantae, Streptophyta, Magnoliopsida, Solanales, Solanaceae. The record is from RefSeq and is a predicted model, not a curated record. Gene Ontology annotation, molecular function: ATP binding; kinase activity. Bases 156 to 1559 code for a protein of 467 amino acids. The transcript has 15 exons.
AUUCACUUAGGUACGCACCAGAGUUGUUUAAAGAUUCAUAUAUACUGCAUAAAGAUACUAUCUUUUUGGUUUUAUCUCUCUUUUUUUCCAGUGAAGGAUCUUUUUUUUAGCUCAAUCUACUUGAAUUCAGCUAUAAAAGAGCGUACAAUUGAUAAAUGGGUUCAAAAGCAGUUGAAGAUUUGAUACAGGCGUCAUCAGGAGUACAUUAUUCUGGAUUCCAUUUAGAAGAGCCACAUACUUCAGAGAUUGAGCAACCAACAACUUCUAUAGAUGAACAUGUUAAGCAACCCUUUAUCAUAGGAGUUGCUGGAGGUGCUGCGUCAGGCAAGACUACAGUUUGUGAUUUGAUUAUUGAUCAGCUUCACGAUCAGCGUGUUGUCUUAGUUAACCAGGAUUCUUUUUAUCACAAUUUGACUCCAGAAGAACUCACAAAAGUUCACGAGUAUAACUUUGACCAUCCUGAUGCAUUUGACACCGAGCAAUUGCUGUGUGUGAUGGAGAAAUUGAAGCAUGGGCAAGCUGUAGAUAUUCCAAAGUAUGAUUUUAAGAGUUACAAAAAUGACGUAUUCCCGCUUCGAAGGGUCAAUCCUUCAGAUGUUAUAAUUUUGGAAGGCAUACUCAUUUUUCAUGAUCCUCGUGUCCGAGAUCUGAUGAGUAUGAAGAUAUUUGUAGAUACAGAUGCUGAUGUACGCCUUGCAAGGAGAAUAAGACGAGACACUGUUGAAAAGAAUAGAGAUAUUGCUACAGUAUUAGAUCAGUAUUCCAAGUUUGUCAAACCGGCUUUUGAUGACCUCAUUCUUCCAACAAAGAAGUAUGCUGACAUUAUCAUUCCCCGGGGUGGAGACAACCAUGUCGCGAUCGAUUUGAUUGUGCAACAUAUUAGGACGAAGCUUGGUCAACAUGAUCUUUGUAAAAUAUACCCUAGCUUAUAUGUUAUUCAAUCUACUUUCCAGAUACGUGGCAUGCAUACACUUAUCCGUGAUGCACAGACGACUAAGCAUGAUUUCAUAUUUUAUGCUGAUAGAUUGAUUCGUUUGGUUGUUGAACAUGGACUAGGACAUCUUCCAUUUACAGAAAAACAGGUGAUCACUCCAACUGGAUCUGUAUACAGUGGUGUAGAUUUCUGCAAGAGGUUAUGUGGUGUCUCUGUAAUAAGAAGUGGAGAGAGCAUGGAGAAUGCCUUGCGUGCAUGUUGUAAAGGUAUCAAGAUAGGCAAGAUUCUUAUCCACAGAGAGGGCGAUAAUGGUCAGCAGCUGAUAUAUGAAAAACUGCCAGAAGAUAUUGCACAAAGGCAUGUCCUUUUGUUGGAUCCUAUCCUUGGCACAGGGAAUUCAGCAGUUCAAGCUAUUUCUUUACUGCUAAAAAAGGGAGUCCCAGAGUCCAACAUUUUAUUCCUUAAUCUUAUCUCUGCACCCCAAGGAGUACAUGUGGUCUGUAAGCAUUUUCCAAGAAUAAAGAUUGUGACAUCUGAGAUAGAAAAUGGUUUGAACGAUGAAUAUCGUGUUAUCCCUGGAAUGGGGGAGUUUGGUGACAGGUAUUUCGGCACAGAUGAUGACUGAACAUUAAUUGGUGGUCGCGUUCCAUCUCUCAAAUCGAGAGAGAGAGAGAUCAUGAUGUAGAGAAGGAAGUCAAGUUGAAAUGUGUUCAAGCUUUUGUACAUUUUUAACUUGUAUUCAACUACAGUUGCCCUGGAAAUGCAAUCUUCAAACUUAUUGUACAUUUUGAGUCUCA